Messenger RNA from Lolium rigidum, 1152 nucleotides. RefSeq lists its product as uncharacterized. The record is from RefSeq and is a predicted model, not a curated record. The coding region runs from base 1 to 1152 and encodes 383 amino acids. The transcript is spliced from 2 exons. NCBI's taxonomy places the organism in Eukaryota, Viridiplantae, Streptophyta, Magnoliopsida, Poales, Poaceae. Gene Ontology annotation, molecular function: protein binding.
AUGGACACGACCGAGCCCAAGCGGCCUCGACACGCGCCGGCCCCGGCGCCACGGACAAUCGCCGACAUGGCCCCGGAGAUCCUCCUCCGCCUCCCGCCAGACGACCCCGCGUACCUCGCUCGCGCCGCCCUCGUCUGCAAACCAUGGCGUCGCCUCCUCACCAGCAAGGCCUUCCUCGGCAGGUACCGCGCGUUCCAUCGAACACCUCCCAUGCUCGGCUUCGUCCUCAACCUGAAGGAGCACUCCGGCGGCAUGACCCGCUUCUUCCCGACAUCCACCUUCCGCCCCGCCGCCCCCGACCACCCCGGCACGAGCGUGCUCGACGCCCGCCAUGGCCGCGUGCUCCUUAAAACCGCUAUGGACGAGCUCCUCGUCGUCUGGGACCCUGUCACGGGCGAAGAGUGGAAGGUCCCCGAGGUGCCGGUCUUCGCGCUCGGCUUCAACGCGGCGGUGGUCUGCGCCGCUGCCGGCUGCGACCACCUCGACUGCCAUGGCGGCCCCUUCCGUGUCGCCUUCGUGGGCUCUGACGACCACGGUAUCACGUUCGCGUGCACCUACUCCUCCGAGGCCGGUGCGUGGAGCCAGCGAAUUGUGAUUCAGGAGCCGGCGUUCGUCAACGCUCGGCCUAGCGUUCUUGUGGGGAACACAGUCUACUUCACCUGCGAUCCGCACAUCAACUUCAAGAUCAUCGGGUACAACAUUGUCGCGCAGGAACUCACGGUGAUCUGGCCACCGUCCCAGCACGAGUACUACUCUUGCACUGUCAUCGUGAAAGCUGAGGAUGGCACACUGGGAUUCGCCGGCGUGCGGACGGAGAUCUGGGGUGGCCAGCUGGGGUGCGCCAGGCUAUACCUGUGGUCGAUGAAGACCAAUCCAGACGGAGGUAUGGAAUGGGUGCAGCGCAGAGUUAUACAGAACAAAACGAUGCUCCGCACUCGCGGCCUCUCGAAUCCACCUGAGGUCGUUGGCUUCGCCGAUGGCCCCGGUCUCAUUUUCGUGAGGGCAGGUAACACAGUGUUCUCCAUGGAGCUCAAGUCAGGCCAUGUCCGUAAGGUAUACAUCUGCAGGUCAAGAAACUAUGAAGUCAUUGUAGUUCCCUACAUGAGCUUCUACACUCCAGGUCAUGCUAUGGGCAGACUGCCAUCGCCAUGA